AUGGCAGCAACGAUCCAAAACGCCCCUCUUCCAGCCCAUGAACUCGUCUACGAACCAAAACACCUCCCCAAACUCCGCUCCAACUAUGGCGCGCAUCUGGAUCAAGACACCGUGGGUUGGAUGCGCAUAACCACACCCGACACCCCUCUCGAAGAAAUGCGUUCCCGCUUCGCAGAGGACGGCUACCUCUACGUCAAGAACCUCCUCCCGCGCGCCGACGUCCUCGACGUCCGCGAAGCAUACUUCCACCACAUGUCGCCCACGGGCAUCCUGGCCCCAAACACCUCCCCGCGCGACGGCAUCUUCAACCCCUCCGCCGACCCCGUCGCGCACCACGGCAACGGCGGCCGCGACCUCCCCUCCGACGACGCCAAAGUCCACCGCCUCAUCCAAGCCCACACCCUCCCCACCUACCUCGCCUUCCUCUCACACCCGACCCUGCGCUCGUUCGUCCAGAACUUCAUGGCCUGGGACGGCGACGUCCUCGUCAAGCGCACCCUCCUCCGCCACAACGUCCCCGGCGGCUUCAGCACGGGCAUCCACUACGACAAGAUCUUCCUGCGCGCCGGCGCCGCCGACUUCCUCACCGCGUGGGUCCCCUUUGGCGACUGCUCCCCGCACGGCGGCGGGCUCAUGUAUCUGGAAAACAGCACGCAUAUCGGCAUGGACAUGGAGCGGGAAUUUGGGCACAGGGCCGACGCCGCGGGUUUCACGGCCCAGGAGCGCAUUCACGGGUUUAAUGUCAAUAUGGCCAAGGAUGGACAGUUGAGUCAUGACGUGGUGGAAUUUUCUCGCGAGAUGGAACUGAGGGGAGGGGAUGGGGAUGGACAGACGGAUACGAAGCAGAAAAAGAGGAGGAAAUGGCUAGUAGGCAACUACGAAGCCGGGGACGUGGUUUUUCAUAACCCCUACAUGAUCCACGGCGCCAUCAAGAAUGACGACCCGCUGGGUCGGAUCCGCCUGAGUACGGAUUUGAGAUUCUACGAGCAAGGGAGUGAUUUGGAUCAGAGGUGGAUGAAGGAUGUCUGGAGACCCGGAGACGGGUUAUAG
Molecule: messenger RNA, 1050 nt
Organism: Lecanosticta acicola
Lineage: Eukaryota; Fungi; Ascomycota; Dothideomycetes; Mycosphaerellales; Mycosphaerellaceae
Source: the annotation of a GenBank genome assembly